Messenger RNA from Parnassius apollo (apollo), 585 nucleotides. The record is from the annotation of a GenBank genome assembly. Lineage: Eukaryota; Metazoa; Arthropoda; Insecta; Lepidoptera; Papilionidae.
AUGGAUUUACCUUUGAAAAAAAAAACCUACGCACAAAAAUACAGACCGGAGUGGGAAAAUAUGGACGAAUUUAAAGACUCCAAAGCUACACAGGAGCUUAAAUUGCAUCACACUAAAUGUACAGAAAUAAUGAAAAAUGUGCUGAUGCCGCACUUUCGCAAGGAGCUCUUAGAUGAUAUUGGAAACCAAAAGUUCAGCAUUAUAAUGGCAAUUAAAUCAUUUGAAAGUGAAAACUCUAAUCCAUUAAAACUUCUCAAUACACUCACGACACUGAUAGAAUCAGUGAGCCAGAGAAUUUUAAUGCCAAGACCUGUAAAUAGAAACUUAUUAGAUCCAAUAACUGACAGGGAUAUUAACUCUAGGCCUUAUCUUGGCUACAUGUUUGAAACUGCUCAACAUAAUUUAGACUCCGAAAUUUUAAAUGCAAUACGACAACGCUGCUCCGCCUUCUUACUGCAAUUACUUAAGGAAUUGCAACAAAGGCUUCCAGACAAUUACAAGCAGCUAGAAUCAAUGGCGUUGCUAAGUCCAGAGGAGGCAAUAAAACCAAUCAAAUCAAACACUAUCAUCGACAGACUUUGCUGA